AUGCCUGCACGAACGGGAGCAGAAUAUAUUGCCGGGAUCAGGGAACGUUCGGCGGAAGUUUAUAUCAGCGGUGAACGGGUGAAGGAUGUAACGGCCCACCCUGCCUUUGCCGGCGGCUUGCACACCGUAGCCAGCUUGCUGGACAUGCAACACGAUCCAGCGCUGCGCGAUGAUAUGACCUACACGUCGCCCACAACCGGAGAUCCGGUCGGCUUGUCGUUCAUCAUGCCGCGCAACGCCGAUGAUCUGAAACGCCGCCGCAAGAUGAUCACCAAUUGGGCGAAAGGCUCCUGCGGCAUGAUGGGUCGCACACCCGAUUUUCUCAACGUGGCAGUGAUGUCGAUGGCCGCUGGCGCCGACUUCUGCGCUCGGAACCGUCCGGAGUUCGGGCAGAACAUCCUGAACUAUUACGAGUUCAUCCGGGAAAACGACAUCGUGAUGACACAUACUCUGGUGAACCUGCAACGGAGCCGGUCGGUGGGCAACACUCCGUUCGACGACCGCACCGACGUGGCCCUAUCGGUGGUUGAUGAGAACCAGGAUGGCAUCGUGGUGCGCGGGGCGCGGGUGCUGGCAACCCUGGGGCCGCUGUCCGAUGAGAUUGCGGUGUAUCCGGCGCGGACCCGGCGAGUGCCAGUUGGCGAGGAAGGCAAGUACGCCUUCGGGUUUGCCAUUCCGUGCAACAUGGAUGGCCUGAAGUUCCAGUGCCGCGACACCUUCGACACCGGCCGUUCGCAUUUCGAUCAUCCCGCCAGCAGCAGGUUCGAGGAGAUGGACGCAAUCGUAUUUUUCGACGAUGUGCUGGUGCCCUGGGAGCGCGUGUUCCUGUACAACGACGUCGCGUUGUGCAACCAGUGGGGCGAGCGCACCAAUCGCAACGCUCACACCGGCCACCAAGUGGUUACCAAAAACGUAGUGAAGGCGCUGCUGGCGGCAUCAGAGGCGCAGGCGUCCACCGACGAGUGGGGGAUAUUCUGUCCCGACUACCGACCGUUGCUGGUGGCUCGCAAACAGAUGAUUACCAUGUACCCACGGAUGGCAGAGAUACUUCACCUGCUGGGCUCCAGCAGCCUGAUGGCGCUACCUGCCGAGGCCGACCUGAGCGGGCCGCUGGCCGAUGAAAUCGAACGGUAUAUGGACACGGAUACGGCGACGGCAGAGGAACGCAUCCGUUUAUUCCGCCUGGCUUGGGAUGUGUCCUGCAGUGCGUUCGGCGGUCGGCAAACCCUGUACGAACGAUAUUUCGGCGGAGACUCGGCCCGCAACGCUGCACUCCUGUAUCAGAUAUACGAUCGCGAUCCCGCCCGUAAGCUGGUCCAGGAAUUUUUGAGCUGGGAGUGA
Molecule: messenger RNA, 1341 nt
Organism: Geodia barretti
Lineage: Eukaryota; Metazoa; Porifera; Demospongiae; Tetractinellida; Geodiidae
Source: the annotation of a GenBank genome assembly